AUGGCUGUCAGGAACGCGACAGGAGCAUCUUUAUCGCUCGUUUUAAAACAGUCUCGUAAUGCACGCGAGUCCAGGAUUGCGGUCGUGCUCGCGAGCCAGUAUGAUCUAAAGAGGUCGGAAAAGGUCGUGCAUGUGUUAGAGAUUGCGCUCUGGGCACAGACGUACGAAGAGAAUGAUAAUCAUGCGGCAAGUCAAGUGAAAACUUCAGUAGCGGUGGGCGUGACGGCAAACGCUACCACAGACACGAGGAUCUCGAAGGACAAAAACGAUGAUGGUGAAAUGCGAUGGGGGUUCUCUGGGCCGGUUUACAUUAGCUAUACCAACGACGACUGCAUCAUCGAUUUCGGCGCUAGCGCACAUCUCGUCAAAAACAGCUCCAUGCUGUACGACUGGAACGUUUUCGAUGACUUACACGGCGUCAAUCUCCCUGACAAGAGCCAGUUGCAUGUGACACGCAAAGUCAAAGCGAAGAUCAAGGUGAACGUGGAUGACGACGUGUCCUAA
Messenger RNA from Peronospora matthiolae, 504 nucleotides. The record is from the annotation of a GenBank genome assembly. Lineage: Eukaryota; Oomycota; Peronosporomycetes; Peronosporales; Peronosporaceae.